UCAACUGGAGAAAGAUAGAUACACACACUUAUUUUUUGUGUUUGACGAACUGUUUCAAAGACACUAAUAAUAAUAAACGAUCAAAAACAGACCAACAACUUCCUCCUCCUCAAAUUCUCAUAAAUUUCUUCAUCCUAUCAAAAUCCCAACAAACACUUAAAUAAUUGAAGAAUCCAAAUAGGAGGUGGUUUGGUGAAAGAGAGUGAUUGCAUUAAAUUAUUAUAUAUACGAAUGGACGGGCUAAAAAAGGACGGACCAGUUAUAGAAGCUAGUGAUGGUAUAAAUGAAGAUGCUACUAACAACAACGACAUAGUUGACAAAGAAGAUACAGGAAAAGAAAUGUCCCCGCCUGUUGGUAAUGCGAUUCAUAGGUCGACUUCACGCCCUCAACUCGAUCUUAGUGGUGCAGCCAUUCAAGGGAAUUUCGAAGAACGAGACCCCACGAUUUUGCUGCCUAAUCAGUCCGAUGAUAUAUCUCAUUUGGCAUUAGACAUUGGAGGGUCACUAAUCAAGUUAGUUUAUUUCUCAAGACAUGAAGAUCAUGCUGUCAGUGACAAGAGGAAGAAGUCUGCAAAAGAGAGAUUUGGUGUUAUGAAUGGUAGCAGGAGGAGUUUUCCAAUUCUUGGAGGAAGGCUGCAUUUUGUGAAGUUUGAAACAACCAAAAUAAAUGCAUGUUUAGAUUUCAUCCACUCAAAGCAACUUCAUCGUGGAGAGAAUGAUAAUGCAGUAAUCAAGGCUACAGGUGGCGGGGCAUACAAAUUCGCAGAUUUAUUUAAGGAAAGACUUGGAGUUAGCAUAGACAAAGAAGAUGAAAUGGAUUGUCUUGUAGCUGGUGCAAACUUCCUGCUAAAGGCGAUUCGCCAUGAAGCCUUCACCCAUAAAGAAGGUCAUAAAGAAUUUGUGCAGAUAGACCAUAAUGAUUUAUACCCUUAUCUUCUUGUUAAUAUCGGAUCUGGAGUAAGCAUGAUAAAGGUUGAUGGAGAUGGGAAGUUUCAGAGGGUCAGCGGGACAAAUGUAGGUGGUGGUACAUAUUGGGGAUUAGGGAGACUGUUGACCAAGUGCAAGAGUUUUGAUGAGCUGCUCGAGUUGAGUCAAAGAGGAGAUAAUAGCUCUGUAGACAUGCUUGUUGGGGAUAUUUAUGGGGGGUUGGAUUAUUCAAAGAUUGGACUCUCUGCAUCAACAAUUGCUUCCAGUUUUGGCAAGGCAAUUUCUGAAAACAAGGAGAUUGAAGACUACAGACCCGAAGACAUUUCUCUGUCUCUCCUCCGUAUGAUCUCAUACAAUAUCGGGCAGAUUUCUUAUUUAACCGCAUUGCAACUUGGAAUCAAGCGUAUAUUUUUUGGAGGAUUUUUCAUAAGGGGCCAUGCUUAUACCAUGGAUACUAUUUCAUUUGCUAUCCAAUUCUGGUCAAAAGGAGGCGCACAGGCUAUGUUUUUACGUCAUGAAGGUUUUCUGGGAGCUUUAGGUGCAUUUAUGAGUUACGAAAAACAUGGAUUAGAUGACUUAAUGGUUCAUCAGCUGGUGGAAAGGUUUCCAAUGGGUGCUCCAUACACUGGAGGAAAGAUCCAUGGUCCUCCACUUGGGGACUUGAAUGAGAAGAUAUCGUGGAUGGAGAAGUUUGUUCGAAAGGGAACUAAGAUUACAGCUCCUGUUCCAAUGGCUUCUCCAAGAACUACUGGUUUAGGUGGCUUUGAGGCCCCUUCAUCAAAAGGAGAUGCCCUACGUUCUGAUGAAAGUAAUCUAAAUGUUGGUGUUCUUCAUCUGGUUCCCUCAUUAGAAGUGUUUCCGCUGUUGGCUGACCCUAAAACUUAUGAACCAAACACCAUUGAUCUUGCAGAUCCUAAUGAGCUUGAAUAUUGGUUCACAGUGCUAUCUGAUCAUUUACCGGACCUUGUUGAUAAGGCGGUGGCCAGUGAAGGUGGAACAGAUGAUGCUAAAAGACGGGGCAAUGCCUUUGCUCGUGCAUUUUCUGCCCACUUGGCAAGGUUGAUGGAAGAGCCGGCUGCUUAUGGGAAAUUAGGACUGGCCAAUCUUCUUGAGCUAAGAGAAGAGUGCUUAAGAGAAUUCAACUUUUUUGAUGCAUAUAGUACUAUAAAACAGAGAGAGAACGAGGCAUCUCUUGCGGUCUUGCCCGACCUUUUGAUGGAGCUUGAUAGUAUGAGUGAGGAAACAAGACUACUUACAUUAAUAGAAGGCGUGCUUGCUGCAAACAUAUUUGAUUGGGGAUCUCGUGCUUGUGUUGAUCUUUAUCACAAAGGAACGAUUAUUGAAAUCUACAGAAUGAGUCGCAAAAAGAUGCAAAGACCAUGGCGGGUGGAUGAUUUUGAUGCAUUUAAGGAGAGAAUGGGUUCUGGAAACGUUCGUCAUAAACGAGCUUUGCUUUUUGUGGACAACGCGGGUGCUGAUGUUGUUUUAGGAAUGCUUCCCCUGGCCCGAGAACUUUUACGUCGUGGAACUGAAGUUGUUCUUGUUGCAAACUCCCUUCCAGCAUUAAAUGAUGUUACUGCAAUGGAACUUCCAGAAAUUGUGGCCGAAGCUGCCAAGCACUGUGACAUUCUUCGUGGAGCUGCUGAAGCUGGCGGCCUACUUAUGGAUGCAAUGAUCAAUGUUCAAGAUAGUCCAAGAAAGAAGUCAUCUUCUACUCCUUUAAUGGUAGUUGAAAAUGGAUGUGGGAGCCCGUGCAUUGACUUGAGGCAGGUCAGCUCUGAUCUGGCCGCACUUGCCAAAGAUGCUGACCUGGUCAUAUUGGAAGGGAUGGGGCGUUCUUUGCAUACCAACUAUAAUGCUCGAUUUAAAUGUGAUGCUCUAAAGCUUGCGAUGGUGAAGAAUCAACGGCUGGCUGAAAAGUUGAUAAAAGGGAACAUAUAUGAUUGUGUUUGUAGAUAUGAACCUGCUUGCUAGCUGAUACUUGACAAACAUUUCGUCUUGUUACUCUAAGCUACAAAUAUACUUGUUAGGUUCCUACUACCCAUGGCCUAUCAUCGGAUUUGACAAUUCUUUUGUUAUUGUAUCAUAACUCGUAAGCUCAAAAAUAUUUCAUGUUUUAUGCAAAAAAAAAGAAAAAAAAAAAAAUUUGCUGAAAUGUUUACCAAAUAAUUUGACAUGACCUGUAAGAGUUGUGAAUUAUCGGUUUACUUUUAAUGAAUUAAUACUUCCGGAAGUUUGGAUCAA
This is a messenger RNA of Erigeron canadensis, 3171 nucleotides long. Its product is annotated as pantothenate kinase 2. The coding region runs from base 232 to 2901 and encodes 889 amino acids. Gene Ontology annotation, molecular function: pantothenate kinase activity; ATP binding. Gene Ontology annotation, cellular component: cytosol; nucleus. The transcript has 23 exons. Lineage: Eukaryota; Viridiplantae; Streptophyta; Magnoliopsida; Asterales; Asteraceae. The record is from RefSeq and is a predicted model, not a curated record. Gene Ontology annotation, biological process: coenzyme A biosynthetic process.